ACUAGGCAGAUAGUCUAUUUUUCAAAGAGAAACGAAAGCUGCCUUGCAAAAAGUGAUUUGGAGAGGUAUAAACAAGGGGUCAUAGGUACUUUUACUUUUGUGGUGUUUAAACUCUGAAUUUGUGUGAACGUAUCUUUUGAGUUUUUAACCACCCCACAUGACCUUUGUGAUUUUCAGGUGCUACUCGUGAGCAGCAGUCGCUAUCCAGACCGGUGGAUUGUCCCUGGAGGAGGCAUGGAGCCUGAGGAGGAGCCGAGCGUGGCAGCAGUUCGUGAAGUCUGCGAGGAGGCUGGAGUAAAAGGGACAUUGGGAAGAUUAGUUGGAAUUUUUGAGAACCAGGAGAGGAAGCACAGAACAUACGUCUAUGUGCUCGUUGUCACAGAGGUGCUGGAAGACUGGGAAGACUCAGUUAGCAUUGGCAGGAAGAGGGAGUGGUUUCGGGUGGACGACGCCGUCAGAGUGCUGCAGUACCACAAGCCGGUGCAGGCGUCCUAUUUUGAGACGUUGCGACAAGGCUACUCUGCCAACAAUGGCACCCCAGUCGUGGCUUCCACAUACUCGGUUUCUUCGCAGAGCUCCUCCACGUCGGGCAUCAGAUGACUGAAGACCUGGAAGAAGGUGGAAAUUGGAAACUAGACUGAAGUGCAGACCUUCCCUCUCACCCUUGCUCUUCUCCCCUCUCCUCACAGGCCUCCUCUCUCAAAUAAGGCAGGAUGGCAGCAGAGAAAGGGCUCAUGGAUAUGUUGCUGUUUGGCGUUAAGUGGUGGGGCUUUUCUUCUGUUUUAUUGAGGGGGAUGUGAUUUGUAAGUACUUCUGUGCAUGAUCUCUCCCUCCCUGUUCACACCCCCUACGCUCUCUAAAAAGAGGCAGACGCCUUCCUCUGCCUUGUAUCCUAAAAACUCCUGUCUGUCAUCCUAGCCCUGGCCAGACUUUUUUCUUUGAUUUUUAAAUUUUUUUUAUUAAAAGAUACCAAUACAAGAUGAAACCUUUCAAGAAUGUGUUCUAUAAUGUGCUAUUUGGCCCAGUGGGUUGGUCCCUUUCACUACAGGGUACAUUUAUCUACACAUUAUAUACUGGGCAUAUAAUAUGUAAAUAAAUGACUUUUAGAAGAGGAAACUUUAAAUUUUUGAAGGUUUUGUUUUUUAAUUUGGGGCAUUUCUGAAACAGAGCCUCACAAUUUGUUUUUCUCUCAAUGCUAGUGGCUGGGUCAGCUCACUGUCCUCCCCAGUGGUGACUGCAGUCGUGUGGGGCUGGGAAGAGUGCAGCGACCGUCACAGUGCCCUGGACUCGUGGCCUCUCCCCGCAGCUGUUUCUAGGCCAAGAAAACCAGGAAGAAACCUAGUUCCUUUUUAUUACCAAGCCAGUAGCAAAUGGCCCCAGUUCAGAUCUGGAGAAACGAUAGAAAUUUAAUUCCUCCCUACAUGUUGACAAUAGGGUUUGAACUGGGUUCUUGGGAUUACUUUCUAAAAAACUGGAGCAUCGAGCACUGUUCCUGUCCUGCUGGUUUGGAAUUUUUUCCAUAAUGCUACUGCCCCCCGACAGCAGCCUCCCUCCUUGUGUGUACAUGCCUUACAGCGUGCCGAACUGGACCUUGACCAUGUGCACUGAAGCGGCCAACUGUCCUUGACAGGUGUAGCUGUGCAGUCCUUUCCCCAGCCUGGGUAACCUGCUAAGUUCAAGAACGUAGGCAGGCAGGAAAUCCAGGUGUUUGCUUGUCUUUGUAAUGUUACAGCACUUCUAAGUGCACCAUGAGCAUGCCCAGGGAUACUGAACGUGUCUCCCACUGGGGUGUGAAAGGCUGCUUCCGGUGGGGAGUGAGGGAUCUGGCAGGACGCUGAUCACUUAGGAGAACAGCUACUUGAUGCAUUGGCUCCCCGCACACUGUCGUGUUGGGUUUUGAUACCGGUUUCAUGCUGGCUUCAUUUGCCAAUUGUGCUGUCUAGUUGGGAAGUAAGGGUCUUAAAAUCGGGGUGGGCUGGGGAGGGCGCUGGUCAAUCCCUGGCUUGGGAAAGGAGCUGUUGCUAUACCCUUAGUAGCAUCUCCUUUGUCAAAACAUAGCCAAGAUGUGAAAAUUAAUAUCAUAGUUCUCUUUAUUUAAAAAUUCUAAUAAAUACUCAAACUUUGAAAAGCUUUGCUCUUCCCUCCCACUAAAAGAACGUAUAUACCUGG
Messenger RNA from Miniopterus natalensis, 2169 nucleotides. Lineage: Eukaryota; Metazoa; Chordata; Mammalia; Chiroptera; Miniopteridae. The record is from RefSeq and is a predicted model, not a curated record.